AUGUACUUAGAUUUUUCUAAACACACACCAUUAUUCACUAUGCUUGCUAAAUCCCUUCUUCAGAUAAUUGCACUGUACUUUUCGGCUAUGUGGUGUCCGUCUUGUCGCCAGUUCACUCCCAAACUCGCCAGGUUCUACCAGAGUUUGAAGGAGGCUGGCAAGAAUUUGGAAAUAGUUCUUGUGUCACGAGAUCGUGAGGAUGAAGACUUAAAGGAAUACCUCGUAGAUCAUUGUGGUGGCUGGUUGGCUAUACCUUUUGGAGAUGAGAGAAUCCAGGAAUACUUGGCAAAAUAUGAGGUCCCGACGAUUCCUGCUCUCAAGGUGCUGAAGCCUGACGGCUCCAUACUUAUAGCUGACGCUCGGAAUCAAGUUCAGGAGAAGGGACGCGACGAUCCGGUGAAGCUUUUUGAGGAAUGGGAGAAGCAGUACAACGAGUGA
Haemonchus placei is the source of this 438-nucleotide messenger RNA. The record is from the annotation of a GenBank genome assembly. NCBI's taxonomy places the organism in Eukaryota, Metazoa, Nematoda, Chromadorea, Rhabditida, Trichostrongylidae.